Messenger RNA from Chionomys nivalis (European snow vole), 484 nucleotides. Its product is annotated as splicing factor 3B subunit 6-like. The transcript has a single exon. The coding region runs from base 76 to 453 and encodes 125 amino acids. Gene Ontology annotation, cellular component: nucleus; cytoplasm; ribonucleoprotein complex. Gene Ontology annotation, molecular function: mRNA binding. Lineage: Eukaryota; Metazoa; Chordata; Mammalia; Rodentia; Cricetidae. The record is from RefSeq and is a predicted model, not a curated record.
CCUGUCACCCUCUACGGCACCGAGCUUUAGAGACACUCAGAGAAAUCCCAUGGUAACCUCCCACAGCUCGCCAAGAUGGCAAUGCAAGCGGCCAAGAGGGCGAAUAUUCGCCUCCCACCUGAAGUAAAUCGAAUUUUAUAUAUAAGGAAUUUGCCAUAUAAAAUCACAGCGGAAGAAAUGUAUGAUAUAUUUGGGAAAUAUGGACCUAUUCGUCAAAUCAGAGUAGGAAAUACACCUGAGACCAGAGGAACAGCAUAUGUGGUCUAUGAGGAUAUCUUUGAUGCUAAGUAUGCAUGUGACCAUCUAUCGGGAUUCAACGUGUGUAACAGAUACCUCGUGGUUUUGUACUACAAUGCUAACCGGGCAUUCCAGAAGAUGGACACCAAGAAGAAGGAGGAGCAGCUGAAGCUUCUCAAGGAAAAGUAUGGCAUCAACACAGAUCCCCCAAAAUGAACUCGGGAAUUUCACUCUGAAUAUGCCCAUG